Molecule: messenger RNA, 7397 nt
Organism: Anopheles funestus (African malaria mosquito)
Lineage: Eukaryota; Metazoa; Arthropoda; Insecta; Diptera; Culicidae
Product: protein sickie-like
Exons: 8
Coding region: 454-4734 (1426 amino acids)
Biological process (GO): neurogenesis; nervous system development
Molecular function (GO): ATP binding; ATP hydrolysis activity
Source: RefSeq, a predicted model, not a curated record
AAAAUAAAGCUUUUUGUCGCAUCUCGCACAACUGUCAGUUGCUCACCCCUGAACUAUGGGCUUCACCGCUGGUCACAAUUCCGGCACAGCUAUACGGUACCGAACGCACCGCACACAUUUAUUCGCUUUCUUAUUUUUCUUGCGUUAAGACACGGGCCAAGCUGCGUCGCGUUUUUUCCGUUUUUUGAAGUUUGAACAACCUUUUAUUUACGACAAUACGAUAUAAGCGGUGGUGAUAGCCUUCUACUGUUUUGAGUGAGAUGUGACAAGUGUGUUUGUGUGGCGUAUUCUUGAUCGCCGCGCCUCGAUCGUAUCGCCUCGUUCGUUAGCUCUAAAUGACCCGCCUUAAUCAAUGUACGCAACGAGAAGCCCUUUGUCGUGCCUACGAUUGUGCUGUGCCUUACGAUUAGUGAGUGAUUGUAGCUGUGGCUGUCGAGUAAACGGAGUGAGGAAAUGUCAAUGGUGAAGUCGCAGCUUCCGGAUGGCUUUGCGACGAUACGCACCCGGGGCCUUACGCGCAGCAAGAGCCGCGCCGAACAGUAUGCACCACCGUCGGUACAAAUGUCCGGACGACGAUCGACGAUGAUCGGCGUCGUGCCGCCGGUGAUGGUGAACAAAAUGAAACCGUCCGGGUCGGGCCCUCUGUUUGAGUGCCCUACCGGAGACAACGUGCACCAGCAGGGGCAGCAGCAACACCAGCAACAACCGAAGCAAGAGCAACUCCGUUACAAGAGUUCUUCGGCGACGGCGAUUGCAACUCCUCCUCCGGUUCCGCCUCGUACAUCCUCCGAGAGGACAGUUAGUGAUCGGAGCAGUAGUGUGGAAACACCAGAGGAUGUCGAGGUAGAGUGUGAUGGAGGCGAGGUGGAGGAGGAGAAGUUACCCACCGGGGGACGACAGCAGCAAAAACAACCACCCACGGGACCGUACCGUGAAGAUGACGAUAUCUACUACACUUCGUCGCUGACGUACGAAACGUUCAAGCCGCUAGCGAAGAGCGCCAACCUCGAGAUGAAGGUCGGUGACUCGAGUAACUACCUCAAUCUGGCACAGUCGAGCGAGUACAUCGAGAGCUUAGCGUACGACUUCUCACUACCACCUCUCAAAAGCCCACAGUACAUCAACGAACUGAACAUGAUGCGCACGAGAGCACUGGAUGUGUCCGCUGGUGGUAAGGGUGGUGGUGAUCAGAUGGUUCCAAUGCCUCUACUUUUUGCAGCACCACCAUCGUACAACACUGCUAUUCGUCCCGAGAGCCCACCGUCGUACGCGAAAAUUCGUUCGAGUUAUCGUUCGACCACACCGGAAAGUCUCGACAAUGGGUCUUCCAACUCUUCCACCUAUUCACACCCGUUGCAUCAUGGGAGCAAUGGGAGCGGAGGUAGUCGAUCCGCCUUCCUGUACGAUAUCCCCGCGAAAACGAUUGUCGCCUUGGCACCACACUCGUUGCAGUACCGGAAGUCAUUUAAUCACUCCAAUUCUCGGACGGAUAUUAUAUACGAGGAACCCAAAGCGUUGCAUCGAAAUGGAGGUACUGCUUGCAUUUCGAGUGACACUGACUCGAGCUACGAUGGUGGCAGUAGUAGCGGUAAUGGGGUUGGUCGUUACCUAAAGAUCCACAAGAAUGCCAGUGCGGAACUGCUAAACUUUGCGGACAUUAGCACGAACAUGCUGAGUAGUCGUCCGAAUGGAUAUAUUCGGCGGUAUGCGACACUCGGGCAUCCGGGGAAAGAUCUCCGGUACGGUCAGAAUGGUACCGGUAGUGAUGGUGGCGGUGUUGGUGGUGAUGAGGAUGAGUUUGGUGCCGGUGCCAAAUCGACAUCGUCGUUGAAUGAUCAGGAUCUGGUGAAGGUGGACGAUGAUCUGUUGAACUACAAAAUCGGCUGUCAGACAACGUUAAGGAGUAAACCGGUUAUACCGUGGUACGAGUUGGCCAUUCGCAAAGACCACCGCCAAAGCUGUCCCGCCAUGAAGGAGGCUCAUGUGGUGGCUGCGUUCGAGCAGAGUCUUUCAAAUAUGACCCACAGACUGCAGUCGCUUACGGCCACGACGGAGAAGAAGGAUAGCGAAAUAUUGGACAUGCGCCAAACGAUAGAGCUGCUGCGGAAGCAAUCGAUCCAGGCCGGUUUAACUACCGCCCAUAUGCAGAGUAUGGGCGUACAAGUUAAUGGGCAGGUCAACGGAACGGCGAUCGCAGCUGAGCAGACGAAAACGACGACGACCGGCACUGCCAACAAAGCGGUAGCAUCUAAUGCUACCGGUUCGGCGACAUCGGUGCCGGCCGGUGCAGAAAUGCAACGGCACCAUAGUUCCGAUUCUAUGUGCUCGUUGAAUUCGGUCAGUUCCGGCUGCUCUGCCCAGGACAAGAGCAAACAGAAGAAGAAGGGAUGGCUCCGAAGCUCGUUUACCAAAGCCUUUUCGCGCAAUGCCAAAAUCUCCAAAACCAAUCGCCACGUUACGGCGGGUAGCAACAACAAUGGAUCGACGGCAGGUACGGUGACGGAUAGUGGUAACCAUCAUCAUCAUCAUCACCACCAUCAUCAUCACCAUGGGUCAGUGUUGGAGAAUGGAGCAAGCAGCACCACAACGACCAUGGGUCCAUUGAAUGGUGUUGGUAGUCUGAAACAACCGGGAAUUCCACCACCACCAGGUGCCGGUCUGCCACCUCCUUCACCAACCAAAGGUAGUCCGCAUAAGACGGUGACCGUUAUUGACAAUGCCAAACCAGUCGAUGCCAUCGAGCUGAAUGGAAACCCCGUGGUGGAAGAUCUCAAGAAGCAGCUGCGCGAAAAGGAUCUCGUGCUUACCGAUAUCAGGCUGGAAGCGCUCAGCUCAGCAUCACAGCUUGAAAGCCUGAAAGAUACGGUGAUGAAGAUGCGCCAGGAAAUGAUGAACCUCAAGCAGAACAAUGAAAGAUUGCAGCGGCUCGUAACGACCCGCUCGCUGGCCGGAAGUGAGGUAUCACUCGGUCCCGUCAGUCCGAGCGGUUCAAUCGGAGAACCACGCCGUUACAGUUUGGCUGCCGAUAAUGGUAUGGGUAGAGCUCCACUAGAGCUACCCCAGAAUCUGGACGAAACGGAAGAAGACAAUAUCCCACCGGCGCCCGCUCCGGAACCACCGCCAGCACCGCUCAGUCCAGCCAUUAUCGCCGAACUUUCGCCCACGAUCGAGCGUGCAGCGAUGGUAAACGAGAUUCUCACAACACCCGCCGAAGACGUGGCUGAUCCGGUCGAUGGGAAGAAGAUUUCCAUCGCCGUUUACCUCGGACAGCCGGAAUCCUUCCCGAAGUACGCGGAAGAGAUGAACGAAUGUGAUAACUACUACCACUCAUCGCCGGACGAUGAGCUGGGUGGCGAGAAGUCGGAAGCAAACGGUGAGAAAGGACCGAAAUCGUCCUCGUUCUCCAUCGGAAAUGGUGUGGAGACGAACGAGUUUGUCAUUGCGUACACGUACAUCUCGGGCAAAACGACCUGGCAAAAUCUGGACUAUAUCGUGCGCAAAACGUUCAAGGACUAUCUAUCGCGGAUCGAUCCGGGAACGAAUCUGGGCCUGAAUACGGAUUCCAUCACGUCGUAUCAUCUUGGAGAGGCUAAACGUGGCCCGGAGAUGGGAUUUCCGGAGCUGCUGCCGUGCGGAUACAUUAUCGGCAAUGUAAAGACGCUGUACAUAUGUCUGCAGGGUGUCGGAAGCCUUGCGUUUGAUAGUUUGAUCCUACGCAACAUUGUUCAUCGGUACAUUUCGCUGUUGACGGAGCAUCGGCGAUUGAUUCUUUGUGGACCAAGCGGUACGGGAAAAUCGUACCUAGCGCGCAAACUCGCCGAAUUUCUUGUGGCAAGAGCUGGUCGUGAUAAUCCAAUUGAAGCUAUUGCUACGUUCAAUGUCGAUCAUAAGUCUUCAAAGGAACUGCAGCAAUAUCUUGGUCAUAUCGCUGAACAGGCCUCGAUGUCCAAUGGAGCAGCAGAAGAACUACCAGCGGUAAUUAUUCUGGACAAUCUCCACCAUGCUUCGGCCUUGGGGGAUGUGUUUUCGUGUCUGCUUAGUGCCACAGCCGCCAAGCUACCGUGCAUCAUAGGAACGAUGUCACAAGCGACGUGCAACACGACUAACCUACAACUUCACCACAACUUCCGAUGGGUUCUUACGGCGAACCAUAUGGAACCGGUGAAAGGAUUCUUGGGUCGAUUCUUGCGUCGUAAGGUGUUUUCCGUGGAGUUGCACAACCAGCAACAGCAGCCACAGCUCGAGAAAGUGUUGAAAUGGUUGCCAACCGUCUGGCAACACAUUAACAGCUUCCUCGAGACACACAGUUCCAGCGAUGUUACGAUCGGUCCACGAUUGUUCCUGUCCUGUCCGAUGAAUCUACCCGAUUCGCAGGUAUGGUUCACGGACGUUUGGAACUAUCAUUUGGCACCAUAUCUGAUGGACGCCGUCCGGGAGGGUGUUCAGCUGUACGGUCGUCGAGGUGGUGCAUGGGUUGAUCCCUGUACGUACAUUCGCGAAACGUACCCGUGGCCAGUCGGUCCGACGACGGUACCACAGCUCCGUCAAAUUACGGCCGAUGACGUUGGGCUGGAGGCAAGCGCACCAGGAAAUUCGGAAAAUCAAGAUCCUCUGUUAAAUAUGCUGAUGCGUCUGCAGGAAGCAGCCAACUACAAUGGCAAUGCGGAGCAAGACUCUGAUUGUGCUAGUUUAGAUUCGAACAUGACGCACGAUAGUUCGGCUGGUGCGGAGUAAGUUUGACCUCAAAAAGGACGAGGAUAGACGCAGUAGAACACCAACCAGAAAUUGAUGUAUCGCAAGAAUUAAUUCACAUACACCAUAACUUGGAAGAUGAUACACCACAAAGUAACACACACCAAAACAAGAUAGCAGAGUUAACGAUGUGUAAACUCGAAAAAGUGUAUAUUUACACAGCAGGAGCAACUUUUUAUGGCUUAUGGGAUUUUUCAUAAGCCUAGCGAAACGAAACAGUCGCCAUGAAGAACACGAACAAACAGGAAAUGAAUGCUGCCUGUGGAUUAAAAUAAUCUACCCUCUUUGUGACCAACAACAACACCCAAAUACAAGGUUGCAGUUCAUUCUUUGUUGCCGCUGCCUGCAAUCAGUAGCGGUAAGGAAAUUCAACUGUAUCCUACCCACCCUCCCCACACACAGUGACACGAGGUGGAGGCGCGAAAAAGGCUAUUAAUUAAUUUCACUCCAAUGGUCCAAUUGGUGGGGCCACCGAUAAGGUAAUAUUGAUGAAAUUGCAGUGUACAUACAUGCGUGCAGGUAAACCAAAACGCGCUUCUCUGUUCCCAUAACCAUCACAGCGUGUGAGUGUCUAUGGAAUGGAAGAAAAACGUGUCAUCAUUUCGAUCGUCAUUAUUAAGCCUCAUUAACGCAAGUGAAGCCAUUAAAUUAAUUAACCGAGCCGAAGGUGUGUGGUAUGUGGUUGAUGGUAUGAGCGGUAGAAAAAAUCAGGACCAAAACAAAACAAAAAAGCUGGACGAUCCCAAAUCAGAACACCGGCAUACAUUACCCUCACGUUUCGUAGGUUUAUUCGGCAGGUGUGUGUGUGUGUGAGUAAAAGUCGAGCUAUACGAGUGUGGCACCAAUUUUGUGAUAUCAAUUUCACACGUGAGUUGUACAUGGUCAUGCUAGUAAAAGUGCCAGCUAAUUACUUAUUCCACGAAUCAAAUCAUGGCAAAAAAGAGCUUUGCCAGUAGCGUGUAUGCGUCAAAGUGUGUAGUGUAAAGGAACCGAACCCGACGCCUAUCGACGAUCAACUCUGCAAGUGCGUAGAGCGCACUCUACUGGUGGGUUUCGGAAACAGCGCGAACGUGUAAUGCGCGUUGCAUACCAGCAAGGGGCAAACUGAUUAAACGUCAGUGGAGAAUUUUUCCGCUGCGCUACGAAUUCAAACGUGUGGAAAAUUGAUCGUGUUUGAUCUCGAUCAGGGAAAGCAACCCUCGUGGGGUGAGAAUUUUGCAUUGAUUGUAGUGAAAGUAAAAUGAUGGCGACUGAAUUUUGUGCGUGUGUAAUAGUUAAACGAAAUUUAAUGAAAAUACUGCCUGCAUUGAAAGGGAUCCGCCGCGCGGUACACACGCACUCCAACCAAAAAUGCGUUCAACGGAAACAAUAAUUGAAUUGUGAGAGAAUUUUGAAACGACCAUUCACACCUGCGUGUACAUUUAAUUUGUACCGGUUUGUUGAAUGUAUGUAACUCGACCAUAAGCUUAAGGAUUGUGAGAUAAAACAAAGCACAUCACAGCAUCAGCAUUAGUGUAUCCAUAACAUUUCCCAUUACUUUGGUACCACGUAGGUGCACUGUGUUUUUGUGCGCUGUUGUGGGUUUUUUGGAUGUGCGUAUUUUGGGUUUGUUUACACAAAGCAAGUAAAGGCGUGUAAGUGAAGAUUGUGUGCAGCUAGAAAAUGCAGCAAUUGUGUAUGAGAAGAAAACGAGUUUUCUUUUGUAAAUAGUUAGUAACUCGUAAGCGUAUCCGGUAUCCUUUAACGAUAAAUGACUCUCCUUUACAUACACUAUUCACAUGUUAGUUUCAAGCAGUAUCAUACGAAGGUAAAACUAUCUAUCAUAAUCAAUCGCGCGUACGUUUCAUCUCUAGCUAGUGUAUGAAAUUUAGUCCUUAACAAUUCUUCGUAAGGAAUCGUGUAAAAACAACAACAAAAGUGCUAACUUUACAACAUAACAGUUAAACAAUUCCCCGUUUCCCCGCUAUUCUCGUGUAUCUCUUCCCGUGUAUUUGUUAACCAAAACUCGUUCGAUUGUUUGUCGCUUCUAAAGCUUUAAUCUACUCGCCCUUUUUGUCCCACUGGAAGAGAAGAUAUGUACUUGCGUGUGAACGACACGUAAGGACAUGUUGUUCUUUUUCACCCUACUUAAACCAUCUCGAUGCAUGGUUACAAUGUUUUGCGAUCCAUGUUUUGUAACAUAGUGUAGUAUAAUUAGUUUCGCACGUUUCUUUUGCGUUUUGCGAUCAGUUUUGUUCGCGAGUACGUAGAUGUAUUUCUGCUUCUUCGGGUCGCUUACUUUUCACGCACUUACCUUCCUUCCAUCAUUCGCGGAUAAUCAUCAAGCAAACAACCAAACGAUAUUACACUCAUACAACUCGUGAUAAAAAAAUGAAACUGAGAAUAUAACUAAAACUAAAAUGGAAUAAUACAAACGAAGGAAGAAGCUCGACCCGACCGUUGCUACAAUAAUGAUAAAACACACACAAAACUCUCCCUUCAGUAAACAUAUACAACACAGUGUUUAAGUGGCCAUGAAUGCAACAUUUAACUUUAUCAAACAAAUAAUACAACAAAAAUGGAAAAAUCGAAAAAAGACACACACGCAUAAACGUCAAACUUUCUUAAAUAAAACAAAUGAAAAAAAAAAUUACAAUUACGGGAAG